UUGGACCAAUGGGACGGGACUCUCUCUCUCUCUCUCUUUCUCUCUCGUCUCGGCUUCUUCCUCUCCCUUUCUUUCUUCCCUAGUCCAGUUCCAUACUGAACAGUCCUUAACCUGAUACAUAUAAUAAUAUACAAAAGCUAAAUCGAUUUCUCAAGCCAUCAGUUCAAGUUCGUAAACUCGCAGAAGAAUCAUUUGGUUAUUCAUGGUGUUGAUUUCCAAAAUACUACACUGUAUCUGUAUGUAUGAUUUGAUUGGAUUGGAUUGGAUUGGAUUGGAUUUGAAUUGAAUUGAAUUGAAUAGAGCUUCAAAGAAUGGCGGGGAUAGCCAUAGUCUUAGAUCUACUGAGGAAAAAUCCAAGCUGGAGUGGCCAAACCCUACACUCGUACGCUUUAUUCUCUGCCUCACUCGCUGCUUCCACUGCCGCCGCUUCUGUUGCUGCCUCUACCCCCUUUGCUUCUAGGGCUUUAUUCGGCAAUUUUGGAAGAUCAAUUGCAUAUUGUGAGGCCGGCGUAGCAUCUACUGAUGAGGAUUACAUUUCCAGCAUAAGAAAUGUGUCUGGAAAUAUUUUCCAGCUUGAUUCUCUGCAAUACAGUACCAAGGAGUACAGAAUUGAACUAAAGCCUAUAUUCUCAGCUUUUGGAUUGAAACCUCUCGCAAUGACAUCAUUGAGAUCUUUCUUAUUAUUUUAUUUGCCUCUUUUGGAGCCUCGUUCAAAUGUAGAAGAGGAUGAUGAUGACUUCCCACAAGAUACUCCAGAAGAGCACCGUGUAGAUUUGGUUGUCCCUUUCAAGAAAUCAGUAAAGCAAAUCGUUCGUGAGACCACUGUUGUAACUACUAGACGGGUUCUGGAAAGACUUGCCGUCCAUUAUGUUUCACAUAGGAUGGCAUGGAAACUUCUUAAAGAUGUUCCCAGAUCAGCUGCGCGCAAGGCCGGAAGGGGGGUGCCAACUCUAGUUUACUUCUUCAGUGUUAGCAAAACGACUUUCAGAGGACAUCUUCUUGGAGUUGCAGCGUCAUGGCUUGUCCAAGUUGGCAUUGACAUUUACCGGUAUUUCACUGAAAUUUUUAAAGCAGAGAAUGAUAAAGUUGUUAGAGCAGAAAAAACUCGAGUUCUUGGCAAGAAGGUUUCUUGUACUACUGCCAGGUGUGGUGCAGCACUGGUUUUUGCUUCUGUUGGAGCAGGGAUUGGUGCAACCCUACUUCCCCCUUCCACUGGUCAGUGGAUUGGCUGUGUUCUUGGAGAUUUCGCCGGGCCUGUGAUUUUAUCAUUUUGUUGUGAGAAAGUUUUUCAUGCGGAGAACUAAUUCUGCUCGAAAUAAUCUUGACUCGACUGAUUCUGAAGAGAGAGAGAGAGAGGAUGAAGAAGAAGCACAACAUAGCAUUGGUAGCCAUGUAAUCACUGAUGAAUCUGUUUAAUAUUGAUCAAUUAAACACAACUCCAUUUCUGGGCUAGAAUUGUAAUGUGGAACUCUAUUUGGAAGAUCUGAAGUUUUUCUUUUCUUUUUUUGAUUUUCAAUCUAGAGUAUUAAGUGCUUAAGGAUUUAUUUGGUAUGAAUUUCAAGAACAGAGUUUUCCAGCAAAACAAAUGAUUUCAUGAAAAA
This is a messenger RNA of Camellia sinensis, 1601 nucleotides long. RefSeq lists its product as uncharacterized. The record is from RefSeq and is a predicted model, not a curated record. Lineage: Eukaryota; Viridiplantae; Streptophyta; Magnoliopsida; Ericales; Theaceae.